ACAUUGUCAGUUAUCUUGGCUUUGCUUUGCUUUUGACUUUUUUGGCCUCGCUUAAUGUCAGAACUUCCGAAGUGUGAUCAGAAGUACUCACACACAAUUUUUUUCUCGUUUGGCUUGCAUCCUCAAUUUUUUAACUGACUGGUUCUAAUUUCACGUGAACGCUUCGUGCACGAUAAUGUAUGUCAACUAGACCAAGUCGUCGACCAACCACCCAUAUACCAGCGAUAAUAAAAAACUAAUAUAUUAUAAUUUUGUAUAUAGUGCGCUCGAUUAGUGACGGCUUCCCUUCUAAAUACUGUGUGAAAUAAUCGUGCUACUGGAUCUAUAAAGUCUACUUUGUUGGUCCUACAUAUUGUACAAGAAGAUCUAACGUAUCAAUUUCUGUCUAAUAACAGGUGCAUAUCCAUGAUGGGUGUGUUCAAGACAGCGGUCUCCUUGGCUGUUAACAAUGCUAGAGUUGGUGUGAAGAGUAAUAGAUCUUCGUUCCGGCCGCUGCUGUCGUGCGCGCCAGUAGCAAUGAUGACAAUGGACCGCGGCGCUCAUACGCAAGACAUUACCAAGAAUAUCCAGUACAUCAGCAACGAGAAACUGAAGCUCACUGCAGACCCGAGCACCAUGAAGUUGAAUACUCAGCCAGACAAACCUCUCUGCGUUAUGAUCAACUGGCUGCUCGCCCGACAGAAGCACGUGAUGAAGUAUGCCACACUGUACCUGGAACAGGGCUUCGAUGUGCUCUCAGUGUCCUGCACGCCGUGGCAGCUUAUGUGGCCGGCUAAGGGUUCACAGCUCGUCGCCAGUGAUGUGCUGAAAUUCAUAGCCACGAACGAAAACGAACAUCCCAUGGUUGUGCAUGGGUUCUCAGUCGGUGGAUACAUAUGGGGCGAGGUCAUGAAUCAUGUAAUGAACAACAAAGACAGAUACUUGCCAGUCCUCGACCGUGUGGUAGCUCAAGUGUGGGACUCCGCCGCCGACGUCAGUGAGAUCUCAAUUGGAGUGCCAGCCGCUGUGUUCCCAAAGAAUAAAAUCAUGCAAAAAACCCUCAGAGCAUACAUGGAGUACCAUCUGAAGACCUUCCACGACGCAGCCACCACACAUUAUAUUCGUUCCUCCCAGCUGUUCCACUCGAACCCGUGUCGCGCUCCAGCGCUGAUCUUCUUGUCCAAGACCGACCCUGUCGGAGCCGAGAAGAGUAAUCGGAUGCUACACGAUAAUUGGGUCAAGUUGGGCAUCAAGUGCACGUGGAAGUGUUGGGACAAGUCUCCGCACGUGCAGCACUUCACGUUCCACAAGCAAGAGUACCUGGCCGCGCUCUACGCGCACCUCGACGCGUGCAACGUGCUCGCGCAGCCCGACAAGCUGGGCGCGCGGAUAUAACUCACGUGCGGCGACUCCGGACGCGGCCGGGUAUUUCAAGCUCGGUACCCCGACUAGUUCAUAAAUAUGGACGUUAAAUAAUUCAGCGAUUUGUUAAAAAUUGAUAGAAUAAUGAAAUUGGUCAACUCGAUUAGUAAUUCAUAAGCGUUGUUCCACAGACAACAGGUAGAGAGAUAGAUUGUACAAUUUCAAUUUGUACCGAAACUUACGUGUCAAUUGUAUGUGCCUUGAUAUAAAAUCUGUUUAGUACUCAGCCUCCGUCUUGCACUAAAAUAUAAUAGAUAA
Achroia grisella is the source of this 1659-nucleotide messenger RNA. RefSeq lists its product as uncharacterized. The transcript is spliced from 8 exons. NCBI's taxonomy places the organism in Eukaryota, Metazoa, Arthropoda, Insecta, Lepidoptera, Pyralidae. The record is from RefSeq and is a predicted model, not a curated record. Gene Ontology annotation, molecular function: serine hydrolase activity. The coding region runs from base 406 to 1374 and encodes 322 amino acids.